GUUACUGUAUCCGCAUCGAAAGGGUUAAUGUGUAAAAAUUCAGACCAGGAUGACGGAAUAUGUGAAGAUUACAAAGUUAGAUUUUGCUGCCCACACGAGUGGACCGACUUCUUUAAUCGAGACGAUCCUAACGGCAAUUACGACUAUGAAACACUGGAGAAAAUCCGAGAGGACUAUUCUGUAUGUGAAAACCCUACUGGAUUUGAUGCUAGAUUGUUGCAUGGCGAACAUUAUACCACGAGCGGAGAUGUAGUCGUAGUCAGUUCAUCGUUUGGACUUACAUGCAAGAAUUCAGAGCAGAAAGAUGGGAAAUGUGAAGAUUAUAAAAUCAGAUUCUGCUGU
Lottia gigantea (owl limpet) is the source of this 342-nucleotide messenger RNA. RefSeq lists its product as hypothetical. Lineage: Eukaryota; Metazoa; Mollusca; Gastropoda; Lottiidae. The annotation marks the transcript as partial. The record is from RefSeq and is a predicted model, not a curated record. The transcript has 2 exons.